Pseudomassariella vexata is the source of this 2114-nucleotide messenger RNA. Its product is annotated as FMN-dependent dehydrogenase. Gene Ontology annotation, molecular function: heme binding; L-lactate dehydrogenase (cytochrome) activity. The coding region runs from base 340 to 1827 and encodes 495 amino acids. The record is from RefSeq and is a predicted model, not a curated record. The transcript has 5 exons. NCBI's taxonomy places the organism in Eukaryota, Fungi, Ascomycota, Sordariomycetes, Amphisphaeriales, Pseudomassariaceae. Gene Ontology annotation, biological process: lactate metabolic process.
AGCCCGCACCACUUUCCCCCGACCGCCCGAGAGUUGCCCCAUUGCUGGAUCUUGGUGGAUAGCUCCACACACCGGCAGCUUCUCCACACUCUGCAAGGGUGCGGUUCAACCGUCGGCCUUGUCACUCGGCAUUCAGCCCGGUUGACUGGUGCAAAGACUGCAUCUCGCGCUGUUCGGCAUCUGGUGCUUUCUUUAUCUUUCGUUGCAUCUCUCUCGUCUAUCGUUUCAUUCAUCCUUCCGUAUUUAGCACGCGGAUACCCCAUGCGCAGCACUGAACCGCUUGGUUGACAUUGUUUCGAUUUACUACCGAGGUCUCGAGAGCAAAUAGCUGCAUUCAAUAUGGCGCUUUCCGGUGCCGAGGUUGCGAGGCAUGAUAGCAAGGAAAGCUGCUGGGUGGUGAUACAUGGAAAAGCAUACGAUGUGACGGAAUUCCUACCAGAGCAUCCCGGCGGGACGAAAAUCAUCCUCAAAUACGCGGGCAAAGACGCGACUGACGAGUUCGACCCCAUUCACCCUCCGGACACUCUGGACAAGUACCUCGACCAGUCCAAACACAAGGGCGCCGUGGACAUGAGCACCGUUGCGACGGUCGAGAAGGAAUUCGACCCGGAAGAGGAAGAGCGGCAGCAGCGCAUCGCAGACAAGCCCAUGCUGGAACAAUGUUAUAACAUGUUGGAUUUCGAGGCCGUUGCGAAGAAGACCAUGAAGAAAGGAGCAUGGGGCUACUAUUCGAGUGCGGCCGAUGACGAGAUUACACUUCGCGAGAACCACGAGGCCUUUCACAGGAUCUGGUUCCGACCUAGGAUCCUUGUCGACGUCGAGGAAGUUGACUUUUCCACCACCAUGCUGGGCACCAAAGUCGACGUACCGUUCUACGUAACCGCGACGGCACUAGGUAAACUGGGCCAUCCCGAGGGCGAGGUGUGCCUCACGCGAGCUGCCAAGAAGCACAACGUGGUCCAAAUGAUCCCAACACUGGCAUCAUGUUCUUUCGACGAGAUUAUGGACGCCGCAGAGGGAGAUCAAGUCCAGUGGAUGCAGCUCUACGUUAACCGAGAUCGAGCCAUCACAAAACGCAUCAUCGAGCACGCCGAGAAGCGGUGCUGCAAGGCCCUGUUCAUCACGGUCGACGCACCGCAGUUGGGCCGGAGAGAAAAGGACAUGCGAUCCAAAUUCACCGACCCAGGGACGAACGUGCAGUCGGGCCAGCAGACGGACAACUCCCAGGGCGCCGCCCGCGCCAUCUCGUCCUUCAUCGACCCAGCCCUUUCCUGGAAGGACAUCCCCUGGUUCCAAUCUGUCACCAAGAUGCCCAUACUCCUCAAGGGCGUGCAGCGCGUCGAGGACGUGCUCAAAGCCAUUGAAGUCGGCGUCCAAGGCGUCGUGCUCAGCAACCACGGAGGCCGCCAGCUCGAGUUCGCCCGUUCGGGUAUUGAGAUCCUCGCCGAGACGAUGCCGGUGCUCCGGGAACUGGGGCUCGAGAACAAGAUCGAGAUUUACAUCGACGGCGGCGUGCGCCGCGGGACGGAUAUCCUGAAAGCACUGUGUUUGGGUGCUAAGGGUGUCGGUAUCGGACGGCCUUUCCUGUACGCUAUGAGCGCGUAUGGGUUUGAGGGGGUGGACCGCGCUAUGGCACUGCUUAAGGAUGAGAUGGAGAUGAACAUGCGGCUGAUUGGGUGUACGAGUGUGGAUCAGUUGAAUCCGUCGUUGGUGGAUGUGAGGAAUUUGGGGAGCCAUAUUACGCCUGUUCCGAAGGAUAGUCUGGGGCAUACGGUUUAUGAUGCGCUGGUCACGCCUUCGUGGAAGCCGCCCAAGGCCAAGAUAUGAGGAGUGUGUUGGCUGUUGGGUUGUGGAGAGCAUGGGUGUGAACACACACACACACACAUGAGUGCGAUUUUUUUUGCGGUACCAAAAGUUGUGUACAUGAGUUUUACGAAAGUCGUGUAUGUUGUUCUCGGCACUUGAAACGAGUAUGUUGUGGUAGAAACAGUAUACUAGAGACAGUGUGCGCACACAUCCUCAACGAUAUCAAACACCAAACGUCCUAGUUCCCCUAUCUCAAAUAGUAAUUUAUUUUAGUUAAUUUGUACGUAUUACAGCUUGCUCAUCCCAAC